This is a messenger RNA of Esox lucius (northern pike), 756 nucleotides long. RefSeq names its product thioredoxin-like 4B (gene txnl4b). The record is from RefSeq and is a predicted model, not a curated record. NCBI's taxonomy places the organism in Eukaryota, Metazoa, Chordata, Actinopteri, Esociformes, Esocidae. Gene Ontology annotation, cellular component: U5 snRNP; U4/U6 x U5 tri-snRNP complex; spliceosomal complex. Gene Ontology annotation, biological process: mRNA splicing, via spliceosome. The transcript is spliced from 3 exons. The coding region runs from base 88 to 537 and encodes 149 amino acids.
GACGUUUAAUAGUGUUGAACAACAUGACGGUGCGUGCCAUUUCCGAUUAUCAAACUGGUAAACGCAUCUAGCUAGCAAACUUAGAACAUGAGUUUGUUUUUGCCCAAAUUAUCAUGCAAAAAGGAUAUAGACGAAGUAAUAAAGACUGUUGCUGAAAAGGUAUUGGUUCUUCGGUUUGGAAGAGAUGAAGACUCGGUCUGUUUACAGCUUGAUGAGAUUCUAUCAAAAACCUCCCACGAUCUGAGUAAUAUGGCGUCCAUCUACAUCGUGGACGUGGACUCGGCUCCAGUCUACACCAGGUAUUUUGACAUAAGCUACAUCCCUUCUACCGUGUUCUUCUUCAACGGACAGCAUAUGAAGGUGGAUUAUGGGUCUCCAGACCACACCAAGUUUGUGGGCAGCUUUAAAACGAAGCAGGACUUCAUGGACCUGAUCGAGGUGAUCUACAGAGGAGCUAUGAGGGGGAAGAUGAUUGUACAGAGUCCCAUUGACCCUCAGAACAUCCCCAAGUACGACCUGCUCUACCACGGGAUCUAACGGAUCACAGCUGCUCAACCACAGGAUCUAGUGGCAUUUGAACAAAUGGGGGGUCUCAAUAAGGCAGACUGAUUGGUGGACAUAUUACUGAGAGGACACACUCACUUUGAGAGACUGUUCUGGUAUUGAUGUGAUUAUUUGUUGCUUUAGACAUCACAACCACAGAACUCUAGUGGUAUGUCUUGAGAAUUCCAAUAAAUGAAUUUGUUUGUUCCAUUA